Messenger RNA from Fusarium venenatum, 759 nucleotides. RefSeq lists its product as uncharacterized. The record is from RefSeq and is a predicted model, not a curated record. Gene Ontology annotation, molecular function: nucleic acid binding. Lineage: Eukaryota; Fungi; Ascomycota; Sordariomycetes; Hypocreales; Nectriaceae.
AUGCAGCAAAACGAGGAAGACGAAUUUGACGAGGAGUUUGACGUCCCUUUGCAUCGCAAACGUCCUUUCGGCGCAGGAAUUAAACGCAAGCAGGUUGAGUUCGUGCGAGCUCGCGAUCCCGAUGCUGGUCUCCCGACCGCGACAACGUCAACAGCAACUGUUAUCGGUGAUUUGUAUGCAACCGUCGUUCUGAAAUCUGAUCCUGAGAACAAAGACGCUAAAACAUCAAAAGAAGAAGCCAGAGAGGCUGCACAAAUAUGUCCGGAUUGCGGACUGGAUGUUUCAUCCACAACACAGCCCCAUGAGGCAGCUCUCGCUCAUCAAGUAUCACUGCAACACACACUACCCCCCUCAUCACUUGAUCGCUCGCGCAUGGGUGUACGGACACUCACAUCUCAAGGCUGGGAUAUGGAUGCACACGAAGGCCUGGGCAGAGAGCGCGGGGGCAUUCGACAUCCCAUCAAAGUAAAAGAAAAGAACGACAGGCUUGGAAUCGGUGCCACGACACCAAAAACUAUAGAGAAAAAGAGAGAGCCUAUGCCUUACCCGACCAACAAAAAGGAGUUGAAGAGGCAUAGGGCCAAUGAGCGACAACGACAUGAACGACUACAGCGCGAGGUUUUUGGGAGAGUCGACGUCGAAAGCUAUCUCAGAGGAGAUGGUAGUGAUGGAGGGUUACUAAAUCAUGACAACCAAAAGAAAACGAAUCAGGACCAAUCGAAGCAGGACAAGACACACUUUGCCAGGCACCUACUAUGA